GCUGCGGAGGGCCGCUCAGGCGGGCGCUUCCAUCCUGGUAUUUCGGAGCCUCCAUCCUGGUUUCUCAAGUGCCCGGACCCAAAACAGGAAAUUUGAGUAUGAGCACAGUUGAAGAAGAGUCUGACACAGUGACAGUAGAAACCGUGAAUUCUGUGACUUUGACCCAAGACACUGAAGGGAACCUUAUUCUUCACUGCCCUCAGGAUGAGGCAGAUGAAGUAGACUCUGAAGACAGCACCGAACCUCCACACAAAAGGCUUUGCUUAUCGUCCGAAGAUGACCAGAGUAUGGACGACACCACUCCAUGCAUUUCUGUUGUUGCGGUUCCAAUUUCAGAAAGUGACCAGAGCUUUGAGGUGACUAUGACUGCUACCACUGAGGUAGCUGACAGUGAGGUUAACGAAGGAACGGUUACUCAGAUCCAGAUUCUUCAGAAUGAACAACUGGAUGAAAUCUCUUCUCUAAGCAAUGAAGAAGUGUCAGCAGUUAGCCAGGCCUGGUUUACAACCAAAGAGGAUAAGGAUUCUUUAACAAACAAAGGCCAUAAAUGGAAGCAGGGAAUGUGGUCGAAAGAAGAAAUCGAUAUUUUGAUGAGCAACAUUGAACGUUACUUAAAGGCACGUGGAAUAAAAGAUGCUACUGAAAUCAUCUUUGAGAUGUCAAAAGAUGAAAGGAAAGAUUUCUACAGGACCAUUGCAUGGGGUCUGAACCGGCCUCUCUUUGCUGUUUAUAGACGAGUCCUUCGCAUGUAUGAUGACCGAAACCACGUUGGCAAGUACACUCCAGACGAAAUUGAAAAGCUCAAGGAGCUAAGAAUAAAGCAUGGAAAUGACUGGGCAACUAUAGGAGCUGCCCUUGGCAGAAGUGCUUCUUCAGUAAAAGAUAGAUGCAGACUGAUGAAGGACACCUGCAAUACGGGGAAAUGGACAGAAGAAGAGGAAAAGAGAUUAGCAGAAGUGGUCCACGAAUUAACUAGCACGGAACCUGGUGACAUUGUCACACAAGGUGUCUCUUGGGCUGCUGUGGCAGAACGAGUAGGAACGCGGUCCGAAAAGCAGUGCCGCUCCAAAUGGCUCAACUACCUAAACUGGAAACAGAGUGGAGGCACUGAGUGGACGAAGGAAGAUGAAAUAAACCUGAUCCUUAGAAUAGCAGAGCUAGAAGUCUCUGAUGAGAAUGAUAUCAAUUGGGACCUGCUGGCGGAAGGCUGGACCAGCGUGCGCUCACCGCAAUGGCUCCGCAGCAAAUGGUGGACGAUCAAGAGGCAGAUUGCAAACCACAAAGAGGUUUCAUUUCCUGUUCUUAUAAAAGGUCUAAAACAGCUUCAUGAAAGCCAAAAAAACGCUCCAGGGCACCAGCUUUCAGAGAAUAAAUCUUUACCUGGGUUGCCAAACGCUCAUUCCGGUUCUGGGGUUCAACACGUUCAGAUUCGAGUGGCACGCUUGGAUGAGAAUUCGGGCAACUCUCCCGGCCCCAUGGCAGCUUUACAGAUUCCAGUCCAGAUUACUCACGUCUCUUCUGCUGAUUCCCCUGCUGCUUCUGUUGACUCUGAGACUAUAACGCUAAAUAGUGGAACGCUGCAGACCUUUGAGAUUCUGCCAUCUUUCCAUCUACAGCCUACGGGAACUCCAGGCACGUAUUUACUCCAGACGAGCUCGAGCCAGGGUCUGCCUUUGACGCUGACCGCCAGUCCAACCGUAACCCUAACAGCUGCCGCUGCACCAGCCUCACCAGACCAGAUCAUUGUCCACGCCUUAUCCCCGGAGCACUUGCUGAAUACAAGUGACAACGUCACAGUACAGUGUCACGCACCAAGUGUCAUAAUUCGCACUGUUGCAGCAGAAGAAAUUUCUCCCUCCGUAACCCAGGCAGAACUUACUGUUGGUUCGGACAUUCAGCCGGUUGACCUAGUGGACCCGCCAACGUCCCUGGAAGCAGACGCUUUUCCGGAUGACAUCCACCAACCCAAGCUGGCUGUUGAAGAGCAGUCCGCUUACAGGGAAGAUGACUCCUCCAAAUUUGAUGGCAGAAACAGCACUGAGCUCAUAGACAGGGUCAUGGUAAGAGCUGGAGAAGAGAUUUUGGAUACUGACCUCAAGCAUGAAGAGGAUUGUCAGUCCGAUUUGGCCAGAACGUACGUUUCUGAGGGUCUCAGUUCUCCGACAACAGAAGAGCAAGUUGAACAGUCCUCUAUGGAUGAAACUGUUCUCAUUGUACCUUCUCCCCGUGGCUUUAUUCAGACGCCGGACGAUAUAGACAGCGAAUCGGUCUUGCCUCUAACAACACUAACAGAUCCUAUAUUGCAACACCAUGGAGAGAAUUCCCACAUUAUUGGCUCCUCUUUGGAUAGUCCUGGUUCUGAAGACUCCAAGGAUGUUGAAGAUUUAGUGAGCUGCCACUAAGCAUGUGCCAUGGUCUAGUGUGGCAUGUUCUUGCGUCAUGAAACGGCUGUCUGUAACCCCUGAACCACCUUUCCAAAUGAAGCAUUUCCUGAGAUAUCUCCAGCUUGUGUUCGCUGGCUACAGAAGCGUGUUGAUCUCAUGCUUUAAGAGGGUUAUAGCCGCAGCUGAUCAAAGCCAAGGUUUUUAAUUUUUAGCAGGCAGUGCCUGUCCCUGGCUUAGCUGCUUGGGACUGAAAGCAAAUCUGGCAGUGAGGGAGUUAGAUGUUUUAGGCCUAUAGUGCAGUAAACAAGAGGGUGUCUUCGCAGAGGGAAGCAGUUCUCAAUGUGCAUUGAUUGUCCAGUUUCAGGACAAAAUAGAGUUAUAAUGCAGUGACAACAAAAAGCAAGGAGUAGCAUUUAGAAAAAGUCUAUUUUUCUAAUACUGUUACUUCCAGUGUAAUUCAGUAGUAUAAAAUGCUACUAGAUUCAUACCUUACUUUGGGGGUUGCUGUAAAAUCUAUUGCUGGCAAUGGACGUAGCCCCAGAAUGAAUAGAUGUAAUUUUUCAAUUUCUAUCGCUGUCACUACAACAGCAGGUGUAGGAGAAAGGGAAGCAUGGUAAGUGACCUCGCCCCCCCCCCCCCCCCCCGGCAAUAAAUGUUAAAAAUGUAAAUUCAAACUCAAAAUCCUUCCAACUCUUAUUUCAGAACUAUUACAGAAGGUAAAGCCACCUCCGCAAAUGAAUACAAUGCCGCAAAGCAGGGAGUUGGGGGAAUACAAGGCAGUCUGGACCAUACAUACAUGGAAGGACUGUAAAAGGAAACACUAAGCUGAGCUUAGAGUAUAACUUAGUGGGGAACACGAUUCAAUGCUACAAGGAGAUGUAAAAAAAAAACAACCAACCGCAACAAUAUUUAUUGCUGUAAUUAGCUUCCUCGGAAGUCAGUUUGUCUUCAGUCUGUGGCUUUAUGUGAAAAUGAAGUUGUAGUUAACGAAAUGGUUGGUUGCUUAGGGAGGGAACAGAAAUAACUGUCUUCGAUUUAAUACAAGUGAGAACCUUUUUGUCUUCUGUAACAGUAGAAUGCCUUUUUAUUUAUACUGAAGUACAGACAUUUGCAGUGCUACAGUUUUUUGUACAGUGUAAUAAAAAAAAUGCAAUUUUUUUUUCCCCCAAAAGGAAAAAAGCUUGUGCCAUUCUGAAAAA
Messenger RNA from Elgaria multicarinata webbii, 3583 nucleotides. RefSeq names its product cyclin D binding myb like transcription factor 1 (gene DMTF1). Gene Ontology annotation, biological process: regulation of transcription by RNA polymerase II. The transcript is spliced from 17 exons. Lineage: Eukaryota; Metazoa; Chordata; Lepidosauria; Squamata; Anguidae. The record is from RefSeq and is a predicted model, not a curated record. Gene Ontology annotation, cellular component: nucleus. Gene Ontology annotation, molecular function: DNA-binding transcription factor activity, RNA polymerase II-specific; RNA polymerase II cis-regulatory region sequence-specific DNA binding. The coding region runs from base 99 to 2402 and encodes 767 amino acids.